Messenger RNA from Hipposideros armiger (great roundleaf bat), 1359 nucleotides. It is a transcript of the gene ARL4D, whose product is annotated as ARF like GTPase 4D. NCBI's taxonomy places the organism in Eukaryota, Metazoa, Chordata, Mammalia, Chiroptera, Hipposideridae. The record is from RefSeq and is a predicted model, not a curated record. Bases 194 to 796 code for a protein of 200 amino acids. Gene Ontology annotation, molecular function: GTPase activity; GTP binding. The transcript is spliced from 2 exons.
CCGUCCGCUGCUCUGCAGUGGCGGCGCGCUGGAGGCUGGCGUAAGAAGCUCGCGUGGCACAUCAGGCGGCUGGCGCCGAGGGGCUCCGAGAGAGCGCGGCUGAGAUAACCUAGCUGUGGUCCCCAGAUCCUGCAAUUUCACGGCCUCCUCCGUGCCUCUACUGUGAACCCCAAGACCCACACUUUAGCUCACCAUGGGGAACCACUUGACAGAGAUGGCGCCCACCGCCCCCUUCUUGCCCCACUUUCAGGCCCUGCACGUCGUGGUCAUCGGGCUGGACUCAGCUGGAAAGACCUCCCUCCUUUACCGUCUCAAGUUCAAGGAGUUUGUCCAGAGCGUUCCCACCAAAGGCUUCAACACAGAGAAGAUUCGGGUGCCCCUGGGGGGGUCCCGUGCCAUCACCUUCCAAGUGUGGGAUGUCGGUGGGCAGGAGAAGCUGCGACCGUUGUGGCGCUCCUACACACGGCGGACAGACGGGCUGGUGUUUGUGGUGGAUGCUGCGGAGGCCGAGCGGCUGGAGGAGGCCAAAGUGGAGCUACACCGAAUCAGCCGGGCCUCGGACAACCAGGGUGUGCCUGUGUUGGUGCUGGCCAACAAGCAGGAUCAGCCUGGGGCACUGAGUGCUGCCGAGGUGGAGAAGAGGCUGGCAGUCCGAGAGCUGGCUGCUGCCACGCUUACCCACGUGCAGGGCUGCAGCGCGGUGGAUGGGGUGGGUCUGCAGCCAGGCCUUGAGCGCCUUUAUGAAAUGAUCCUCAAGAGGAAGAAGGUGGCCCGGGCAAGCAAGAAGAGACGGUGACCGGAGGCUUCCCCUGCCUCACCAGCAGAGGUCUGACUGCACACUUGGACCGCCAGGCAGAGCCUGUGGCGCCUCACUCAGGACCUGUCCACCUCAGUGAAGGACCCAGGAGCGCACCUGGGGUCCUGUUUUGGGGAGGGGAAUGAGAGAUGGACGGUCUACUCCCAUUUCUCCCUCAUCCUCCCCUCUGGAGACAUGGGGGCUGCAGGACUGAGAAGGUUUUAGUGUAAAAUGUGACUCUACCUCGACCUUGUUUCUUGUUUUUCUUCGGCUUUUUGAUAGAUGUUUUUUGGGGCAAAGGAAAGUUGCUUGGAGAAUGCAUUUGGGAUGAAUGAGAACUCUCUGCCCUGUGCCCAUCCCACAACUGGGGAGUCCCCCCAGGCUGCUUUUCUAGGGAUGCCGAUCACAAUAGUCUUUAUUUUUGUGUUUGUGCGAGAGUGCCGAGAACCUCUUAACCACAUUUGUAGAUCACAGCCGUUUUAUAAGCCAUGUAUGUCCUCUGUAUUAAAUAUUUUUUAGCAUUUGUCUAUAAGUUAUUAAAGACUGAUGAUACAGUAGCUCUA